Angiostrongylus costaricensis is the source of this 1057-nucleotide messenger RNA. Lineage: Eukaryota; Metazoa; Nematoda; Chromadorea; Rhabditida; Metastrongylidae. The record is from the annotation of a GenBank genome assembly.
AAAUGAACACGUAUCAAGAACAUCUAACGAAGUGAAUGCCAAUCAUGGUUGGACUUCAACUUCACAACGUCCCAGACUAGUUUCAAAAACAGGACAAACCUUGCUCACUAACGUCGAGUUACCGCAGAGAUUUCGUGCGAAAUACAAAAACUGGUUUCAUCUCAUCAUCGAAUGCAACUGGCGGACAAUAAUUGUUGUGUUUAUUACCGGAUUUCUUGGAUCAUGGACGUUUUUUGGCACGCUUUACUAUGUGGUUACUGUCGUUGGCUUUGAAACGGUUAGUUCAUCUCUGUCAUCAAUGAAUUUCUGUCAUACAAAAUUGUCGUUCUAUUUUAGCAUGGAAUCUCAGCACACAAUCGGCUACGGUUUUCGAUACAUGACGGAAAGUUGUCCGCCUGCUUAUUUUAUCCUCUCCAUACAGCUAAUUGUUGGAGUGUUUCUCCAAACGAUGCUCACUGGUAUUGUCCUCGCCAAAGUGCUCCGACCAAAAAAGCGAAAGCAAGAGAUACGUUUCUCAAGAAUGGCUAUUGUUGGUCCUUUGGAUGAACACGACAGGCGACCUGCGUUAAUGAUUCGUUUAGCCGAUAUUCAAGAAAAUCUGUUUCUUGCUGAGUCUCACGUGCGCCUCUAUAUGGCAAACAGCAGAAUAAAUAGUAGAGGCGAUAGGGAGUUAAUUGGAGUGAAAGAUAUUAAUGUAGGAUACGAUAGUGGGUGGGAUCGAGUUCUUCUACUGUGGCCGAUUAUUGUCCGACAUGUGAUAGACGAAUCAAGUCCAUUACACGGUCUCACAAAAGAAUCUUUACUUUCGGCAGAAUUUGAAUUAAUUAUGACCGUCGAGGGUAUCGUUGAAGCGACAGGGAUGACAUUCCAGGCUAGAACAUCAUUUCUUCCAAACGAAAUACUCUGGGGUCAUAAGUUCAAACCGAUGGUUUUGAUGAACGAGAAAUUAUCCAAAUACGAGGUUCACUAUGGGUUAUUUGACCACACCGAAAGGCAUGACAAUGCACCACUGUUAACAACGAACCUUGCCUACUCACCAACUUGCUCGCAACCUUAG